This is a messenger RNA of Anisakis simplex (herring worm), 1425 nucleotides long. Lineage: Eukaryota; Metazoa; Nematoda; Chromadorea; Rhabditida; Anisakidae. The record is from the annotation of a GenBank genome assembly.
AUGCAUCAUCAUGCAUGUGCGAUUGGGGCUGAGAACAUCAUCCUUAAACUGGCUGAUCUGAUCGAACAGGAAUCGCAGCAGUAUUCGCCGAUAGUACGAAAGCAUGGCGAGUAUAUCAGUGAUGCACUCAGGAUGGACCUGACAGAUGCACCGACAAAUACGACGAAUAGUUGCGACAUGUACUCGAAUACUACGAGUGAGCCGAUACGCAAGAACAGUGAGUCUGAAGCAACAGUUGUGAGCGCUCCAACAGACGAUAACUCAGCUGAUGAGAAGAAACCUAAACGAGCAAUUGUGAAUGAUCCGAAGAAGAGAGCACAAGAGUUGACGACAAUCGAUCGACAUAAUUUUCUGCUUCAUCAGUAUUACAUUCGACGUGAUUUCGAGGCGUGUAAAGCGUUGAUUAAGGAAAUAUUGGAUGAAACGAAUGGAAUGAAUGAAUAUGCGAAUUAUAUCCGAGGCAAAAUCGCUCGAAUUCAAGGAAAUCUCAGAGAAUCUCUGGAGUGGUUCGAAAAAGCAGUUGCAUUGAGUCCGCAGAAUGCGAAUUACUUAUGUCAAGUUGGAAGAAUUCAUUUCUUGCUGGGCAACCAUGAGAAAGCAUCAGAGAUUCUCCUGAAUGCAAUCGAAAUGGAUCCAGAUAAUACGGUUCGUUUCAUUUGUAUUCCGUUGAGUGACCACUGGGAGAGGAAGAAUCACGAAGAAAAUCUGAUGGUUUCUCAUCGGAGCAAUAAAGCUUAUUAUUGGAGAGCUAUGGCACUUUAUCACACAAACCAUUCAAACGAGAUGGUUACAAAGGCACAAGAAUGUUUAUUGUCAUCUCCGAACGCAGCUAAAUCUUGUGAAAUUUUAACGUUUCUGGCUAAACUUUUUGUACAAAAGAAUGAAAUAAUCCCUGCAAUCGAAGCUUACAAGAAAGCAAUUGAGAUAGAACCAGAGAAUUUGGACAUUCUAACGAAUAUCGGACUGCUUUACUUGCGAACACAAUCUGACGAUCAGUCGUUUUCGAUUCUUGGUAAAGCGUUAAGCUAUGAUCCAACGCAUGUGCCGAGUAUACUCGCUGCAGGUUCAAUCAUACAAGCAAAUGGUGACUACGACGUUGCACUUGCUAAAUAUAGAGUGGCUGUAGAUAAGUGCGAUUAUAAUGGACCGUUAUGGAAUAAUAUUGGAAUGUGUUUCUUUGGCAAAGGAAAAUACGUGGCUGCGAUUAGUUGCCUGAAAAAGGCAAAUUAUUUGUGUCCACUCGAUUGGAAGAUUUGUUUCAAUUUGGGACUUGUGCAUAAUGCAAUGCAACAAUAUGCGUCUGCGUAUCACUUCAUCUCAUCCGCUGUCAAUCUCAAUCCACGUUCACCACUCGCGUUCAUGGCCUUAGCAGGUGCUCACUUAUACGAAAUAAUGCUCUCAUUUCAGUCGCUCUUUUACAUAUGA